AUGGCGCGAUCUGGUAUACUGAUAUCCUUCUUCCUCAGCGCUCUCUUGCUGGGCACCGUAAUCAUCUGGGGCUACUGGAUGGCAUCUCUGCCCUCUGUACUUCUCACUCCAGCUGAUCACUACGUCAUACACAUGCUCAAAAAAAUAUCGCUCCACUUCAGAGACCCUAAAGUCUUGUCCAAUAUUUCAGAUGAUCAAAUCAGACGUGCCCGCACUGUUACUGGAUACGUAAAAGUUCUGGGUGACCAGCAACUUAUUACCGGUUUGGCAAUUAUCAUUGCUGCUCUGGCUCUCCGUCACGAGAUCACGCUCUACGAAUUCAGGAUAGUGACGAGCCUCGCCUACUUCGCUGCAUUCACGCACUUGUGCUCCCUCUACAUUCUUCGAUAA
Messenger RNA from Parastagonospora nodorum SN15, 390 nucleotides. RefSeq lists its product as hypothetical. The record is from RefSeq and is a predicted model, not a curated record. NCBI's taxonomy places the organism in Eukaryota, Fungi, Ascomycota, Dothideomycetes, Pleosporales, Phaeosphaeriaceae. The transcript has 2 exons. The coding region runs from base 1 to 390 and encodes 129 amino acids.